GCCGCCCUCUCCUCCCGCCGGCUUCCCCUCCUCUCCCCUGCCGCCGCCGCUCCUCCGACACCUCCGCCCCCACGAUCGCCAGCUCGGAGAGACGCCACCCGGCUGCCACGGGCGCUCGCAGCCCGGGGUCACGCAAAGAAGAGGGGCGCGAGUCUGGCCCCCGCGCUCGGUAGGGGGCGUCCUGGAGCGGAGAGCGAGGCAGUGGCCUAUGAGAGUGCGAGCGGAGCCCACCCUGAAGCCCGAGCUUCUCACUCGAGCCACGCCGCCCAGCCCCAUUCGGGCCAGCGCAGGGCGAGCUAGCCCAUCUGUGGCAUCCGCGGCCGCCUCCUCCUUGCACCUCCUCGCCGACCCCUCCCUCCCGGGACCUGCAUCCCGCUCCACCAAUCAGAGCGCGACUGCCUCUUCCCACGUGACCCCGGGCGGGCUGAGGACCUGCUGCUUCCCAAACGCCAGAGGGAUGCGGGCGGCAGAGCGCGAGAGGCGGCUGCUGGGCUGCGGAGCGCCCUGACUCUGCCUCCUCCCUGCCUCCCCGGGCUCCUCUCUUCUGCCCCGUGGACCGCCGUCUCCGCCUGUUCCCCGGCUUCCCAGAGACCCUCCUUAUGGCAGCAGCUUCCCGCGCCCCCGGCGCAGCUUCUCAGCGGACGACCCUCUCGCUCCCGGGGCUGAGCCGGGUCCCUGGAUGUUGCUGAAAGUCCCGAGAUCAUGCGCGGGUUUGGCUGCUGCUUCCCAGCCCGGUGCCACUGCCGUCGCCGCCGCCUCUGCUGCCGCGGUCCGCGGGAUGCUCAGUAGCCCGCUGCCCGGCCCCCGCGAUCCUGUGUUCUUCGGAAGCCGUUUGCUGCUGCAGAGUUGCGCGAACUAGUCAUGGUGCUGUGGGAGUCCCCGCGGCAGUGCAGCAGCUGGACACUUUGCGAGGGGUUUUGCUGGCUGCUGCUGCUGCCGGUGAUGCUACUCAUCGUAGCCCGUCCGGUGAAGCUCGCUGCUUUCCCUACCUCCUUAAGUGACUGCCAAACGCCUACCGGCUGGAACUGCUCUGGUUAUGAUGACAGAGAAAAUGAUCUCUUCCUCUGUGAUACCAACACCUGUAAAUUUGAUGGGGAAUGUUUAAGAAUUGGAGACACUGUGACUUGCGUCUGUCAGUUCAAGUGCAACAAUGACUACGUGCCUGUGUGUGGCUCCAAUGGUGAGAGCUACCAGAAUGAGUGUUACCUGCGGCAGGCUGCCUGCAAACAACAGAGUGAAAUACUUGUGGUGUCAGAAGGAUCAUGUGCCACAGAUGCAGGAUCAGGAUCUGGAGAUGGAGUCCACGAAGGCUCUGGAGAAACUAGUCAAAAGGAGACAUCCACCUGUGACAUUUGCCAGUUUGGUGCAGAAUGCGAUGAAGAUGCCGAGGAUGUCUGGUGUGUGUGCAACAUUGACUGUUCUCAAACCAACUUCAAUCCCCUCUGUGCUUCUGAUGGGAAAUCUUAUGAUAAUGCAUGUCAAAUCAAAGAAGCAUCAUGUCAGAAACAGGAGAAAAUUGAAGUUAUGUCUUUGGGUCGAUGUCAAGAUAACACAACUACAACUACUAAAUCUGAAGAUGGGCAUUAUGCAAGAACAGAUUAUGCAGAGAAUGCUAACAAAUUAGAAGAAAGUGCCAGAGAACACCACAUACCUUGUCCAGAACAUUACAAUGGCUUCUGCAUGCACGGGAAGUGCGAACAUUCCAUCAAUAUGCAGGAGCCAUCUUGCAGGUGUGAUGCUGGUUAUACUGGACAACACUGUGAAAAAAAGGACUACAGUGUUCUAUACGUUGUUCCCGGUCCUGUACGAUUUCAGUAUGUCUUAAUCGCAGCUGUGAUUGGAACAAUUCAGAUUGCUGUCAUCUGUGUGGUGGUCCUCUGCAUCACAAGGACCAAACUUUAGGUAAUAAAAUUGGACUAAGAUCUGUAAACUUUCCAACCUUCUAGGAAAUGCCCCAGAAGCAACAGAAUUCACAGACAGAAGCAAAAUACAGGGCACUACAGUUCAGACAACACAACAAGAGCGUCCACGAGGUUAAUCUAAAGGGAGCAUGUUUCACAGUGGCUGGACUACCGAGAGCUUGGACUACACAAUACAGUAUUAUAGACAAAAGAAUAAGACAAGAGAUCUACACAUGUUGCCUUGCAUUUGUGGUAAUCUACACCAAUGAAAACAUGUACUACAGCUAUAUUUGAUUAUGUAUGGAUAUAUUUGAAAUAGUAUACAUUGUCUUGAUGUUUUUUCUGUAAUGUAAAUAAACUAUUUAUAUCACACAAUAUAGUUUUUUCUUUCCCAUGUAUUUGUUAUAUAUAAUAAAUACUCAGUGAUGAGAAAA
This is a messenger RNA of Lemur catta (Ring-tailed lemur), 2335 nucleotides long. It is a transcript of the gene TMEFF2, whose product is annotated as transmembrane protein with EGF like and two follistatin like domains 2. Gene Ontology annotation, molecular function: protein binding. The transcript is spliced from 10 exons. Bases 862 to 1902 code for a protein of 346 amino acids. NCBI's taxonomy places the organism in Eukaryota, Metazoa, Chordata, Mammalia, Primates, Lemuridae. The record is from RefSeq and is a predicted model, not a curated record.